Messenger RNA from Trichomonas vaginalis G3, 694 nucleotides. Its product is annotated as protein of unknown function, DUF4106 family. Lineage: Eukaryota; Parabasalia; Trichomonadida; Trichomonadidae. The annotation marks the transcript as partial. The record is from RefSeq and is a predicted model, not a curated record. The transcript has a single exon.
AUGCCACGUAAGAAUAUACGUAAGAGGAAGAGAGCAUUGAAACAUCCAAUAGUAAGACUAACACCACAACAACAGUUGCAACAACAAAUGCUGAAUGACCCCACUAUGUUGCAACAAAUGUCAAGCAAUCCUAUGCUUUUAAACCGAGUUCUUGGUGCACAGAGUGGAGGUUUAAGAGCGGCACUUUUAGCGAAAAUGGCAGGCUAUGGUGGAACAGCAUAUAACCCUCAAAGUCAAAUGAAUUUGAGUUCACUCAAAAAUCAAAUAGCAGAUGUCAAAAAGUCAAACAUAGACAUACAGAAGCAAAUAUGUGAAAACGAAAAGAAACUAGAAUAUGACAGACACACAAAGAAACUCAAUGAGUUAAAAAUAGAGAAAAAGAAGAAAGAAGAACAACUGAAAGAACUAAGUACAGAGGAAUAUGCGAAAAAAGUGUCAGAAAAAGCAGCAGAAGUAGCAAAAAUGGAACAAGAUGUCAUAAAUUUGAAAAACCAUACUACUCGAUAUAAAGUACUGAAAGAUGAAGAGAUAAAACAAAAAGCCCUGAAGACAUAUGUGGAUAGCGAUGAGUAUAAAAAAGAAGUUGAAGCAAAUGUAAAGGCAGAAAAACUUUUACAGUUGCAGAACCAAACCGUACAGUAUGAAAACUUAGCACAAGAAAGUAAAAAUAACGACGCGUCCAUGCAAAAGGUAA